Messenger RNA from Prorocentrum cordatum, 3489 nucleotides. The record is from the annotation of a GenBank genome assembly. Lineage: Eukaryota; Dinophyceae; Prorocentrales; Prorocentraceae.
UUUCUCCCGAACGCUGUUGCAGCGUACUUCCUGGGGUCUCAGCCUGCCGCACUGCCAGCGGCGCUGUCGAAGUGCAAGUAUUGCCAGCGAGAGAGAGGUUCCAUGACCAAGAGCGGCUCUGAAAUCAAAUGGCGCCGGCCUCAGGGUCGCGAGUGCAACUCGUGUCCGAAUGUGCAGCGGUCUCAUCCGCAAUGGCUGGGGCAGUGCGACAACAACGCCGAAACCUUGUCCAACAGGUUGGAGUCGGACGGCGUCUUCCUUGCAGGCUAUGUGGAGGACGUUGACAGCUGGGAGUCCAAGAGGUCCAAAAAAGAGUACACCCCUUCGGUCAAGAAGACCGUGAGCGCCUACCAGUCCGACGAGUGUGUCUUCGAGUCGGUGGUCGGCUACCUGCGGCCCCUUGCCGUAUACAAGAGGGAGAAGAAGUGCGAGCCGAAACAGAAUAAGCACCAGGUUCAGACCAUCGACGGCCGGAAGUGCGCGAUCCUGGACGCAUCCCACGGCACCCACUUGACCGUGCCAGGGGGGGGGGAAAUAUUUACAAAAAAACGUAAAGUGGGAGUGACUUCGUCUGGCGAGCUCGCGAACACUGCGGAGGGCUCUACCGACGAGCAGGUGAAGAAAGCAUACAAGGCAGGACAGACAGCUUUAGCGACGAAGGCUCGCCACGACGAGGAUACGGGCGAAGUCAAAGUCAAAUCCGGCAAGUUGGAUUUUGGUGGGGACCCCGAGGGUGAGGAGUCGCUGCUGUUGGACAUUUGGGGGUCGUCGCUUUCCAGGGCCAAGAACGCGCCGAAGGCCGGCGACCAGGCGGAGGACGGGGGCACAGAGGACACCCCGUCAAAGCUCCCCAAGAAGAAUGCAGGCAGCAAGCCCGACCUCAAGGACACACCAGCGCAGGAGGACGACGACGGCGAAGUUUCCCUGGAGAGGCCGACUCCAGUGAAGCAGCAGCCCGUGAUCAAGAGGGCAAAGAUUGGCGGGCAGGGCGAGUCGGCGUUGAUGAAGUUAGCAAUUGAUGUUCAAUCUUUCGUCAACGAGAUGUGCACCAUGUUUCGCGCGAAGGCCAGGAUCUUGCAGUUGAAGUACGACAGCAAAAUCGAAAGCCUCAAGGGAGAGGAGGCUCUCAUGUCGACGUCAACCUGGCGGGGCGCUUGCAAGACCAACGACUCAUUGGGAAUUCUGUGUGCGCUGCUAGACUCGAUGUUUCCACCGGGCCCGGAUGCUAAAUCGUCAUUCCUGCUGUCCUCGGCGAUCGAGGCUUUGGCGAAAGUGCGCGAGGGCUACAAGCUCGAGAAGCACUGGGACGUCUUGUGCUUCAUCUUGCAUUGCCAGUUCACCAUGACCACCGAUGCAUACGUGGCCGUCACUUCGGCUUGCAGUAGGCUGGCCGCGGACAGCGGCCACGAGCCGAGCUUGGCGAAGUUGGUGACUUUCUCAGAACCCUUCGGUGGCAUUGGCGAACAUCUCGACGACGUUCGCGCGAAGGUGUUCGUCGCCUGGGCGAUCGGAUUCUUGCAGAUGACGUUGCCUGCCGACGCGAAGGCCAACGACGUCGCCCCUCUGUUGGCCCCGGCGGUUGCGUUUGUCAAGGCAUGGGCAGAGAAGGUGUCAGUCGCCGACUCCGGCGGCGAACGCGCGACCAAGUUCGAGGGCGGGGUGUCUUCCGUCGUCCUUUUCAACCCGGACGAUGUUAACCAGGAGAAGGUUGACGAGUGGACUUCGGCAUUGGAGGAUCUGACCGCCGAGAAGAAGUCUUCCGUCGCCAAGUCGAUCACGCGGCCUCCCUCGAGGGAGAAAGGGAAUGCAUUGCAGACGAUGGGCAAUUACCUACGCGCUCGCAUCCUCUUGGCGACAUCGGCUUGGAACGCCGAUAAAGGGUACUUGAUCGACCUGGAAGGCGUUGACUCGGCUCUCGCUCACAUGCGCCUUCCGAGCAAGGUCCUCAUCGUCGCAGCCCUCUCCCAGAACAAGGAUUUUGCGACGAGGUGGCAGAAGGCAUUCGAGCUAUACAGGGGUCUCUUGAGGAACUCGUCCACUGCGUUCCAGACGAAGCACGGUGCGAUGAUCAAGAAAUGCAGCGACCAAUUCGAGGCCUAUUGCACCAGGGCCGUCGAGGGGCUAUGCGAGAGGGCGUCCAAAGAGUUCAGGAUGGGUGAUCUGGAGAAGACCUUUGUCGAGUUUGCCACCAAAGUCCACGAGGAGAAGCCCCGGCAGGCGAUGGUUGACCUGUGCGAGGGGUGCGCCACUGUUGCACUCGUGCCACCUACCAUUGCCAUGGGCAAGAUGUUCUUUGACGACACGAUCAAGACGUGCCACUCCACUGGAGCCUGGCUGUCAGCAGUCUUUGAUAAGCUCAUGGACGCGCUGCCCUCCCUCCACGCAGCGUUAGCUUCGGACGAUGUCGGCGUGGCCACUGGGGCCAUUUACUCAGGCUGCAUGGGGCUCCUCAGCGUCUUGUGGCCUAGCGGCGGCAAUGCCGACGGACAGGCGCUGGCGCAGAAAUUCCCAGCGGUCGCUGCCGUCGCCGGUUCCAUCGAGAAGCGCGUCUUGGAGCUACGUGUGCCCAAGUGCACGGCCCUCGUGACAGCAGGGGCCGAGCUGAAGAUCGCGACGGAGGUGGCCCCGGUAAUCUCCCAGACAAAAGCCGAGGAGUUGCAGGCGGCGUUGUUCGACGCCGAUAAAUCGCCUUCUAGCUUGGCCAGGCUGGGCUCCCUGAUGCGGCUGAAGGAGGUGGCCGUCGGCAAGGAUAAGCUCGUUCACUACGCCACCCCGCUGAUGAUCCAAUCUUGCAUUUCAUGGCACGUCGUGGCCGCCGCAACCCACGCAGAUAUUGUCGAGAAGGUGUUGGCGGAGUGCAAGGUCACUGCAAACGCCAUCAAGCCUGGCGUCGAGUUUGGUUUCGCCGACGUGUUCCAGCAGCACCUCGAGCAUCGCGCCAAGGCGUUGCAAGAGAGUUGCACCGGCGCGCUGGCCCAGCAGUUCGGCGUCCUCUCGGGCGCAUUCCUGGAGUGCUCGGCGCUCGCCGACAAGGUCGCCCUCCCCGAGACCGCUGGCAUGACGGAAAAGAAGGCGCAGGCGUUUCUUCAAGAUGGGUCUGUUGUUUCUCUGCAUUCCUGCAUCUCCAAGGUCAAGAAGUAUUGCGCUCUGUUCGCACGGCUGUGCGAUUCGAUCGACACGGAGGUGGCCCCCAUGCUGGAGGGCUUCUCGGCAGGAUCUGGCGCUCGCGUGUGCGAGGCCAUUGGCUUGCAGAAAACCCAGGCCCUUGCACUUGAGCAGAAAACCGGCGCCGCGGUCCUUUUCCUUUCGCCAGAGGAUGCGAAGGCAUCUCUGGCUGCUCGGCUCGUGGCGUCUUUCGCUGCGAGCCCGAAGGUCGUCGACGGCCUGUCGACUACGUGCUGCAAGAUGUCAGCCAGCGAUGGCCUCUUGAAGUUGCUCACCCAAGCGACUGAGCAGCCAAAGGCUGCGAAGCCGGUCCAGGAACAGUGA